AUGACGCAGGCGGAGCUCAAGCUCUGCUCCCUCCUGCUGCGGGAGCAUUUCGGGGAGAUCGUGGAGAAAAUCGGCACCUACCUGCUGAGGACGGGCAGCCAGGGGCUGAGGGGCAUCGUGGGGGACACAGGGCUGCUGCCAGAGCAGGUGAAGAAAGCCCUUUGUGUCCUCCUCCAACACAACCUGGUGACCUACCAGCUGCAGAAAAGGGGGUGGGUGGAAUAUGAAGGCCACUGCAGGAGGGUCUUGAGGAUCCUGCGCUACCCCCGCUACAUCUACACCGCCAAGACCCUCUACGGGGACACGGGGGAGCUGCUGGUGGAGGAGCUGCUGCUCCACGGGCAGCUGAGCAUGAGCACGGCCGUCAGGAAGGUGGCAGACAGGCUGACAGAGACCAUGGAAG
Molecule: messenger RNA, 403 nt
Organism: Merops nubicus (carmine bee-eater)
Lineage: Eukaryota; Metazoa; Chordata; Aves; Coraciiformes; Meropidae
Gene: POLR3C
Product: polymerase (RNA) III (DNA directed) polypeptide C (62kD)
Exons: 2
Cellular component (GO): RNA polymerase III complex
Molecular function (GO): single-stranded DNA binding
Source: RefSeq, a predicted model, not a curated record